Messenger RNA from Melanotaenia boesemani (Boeseman's rainbowfish), 7123 nucleotides. It is a transcript of the gene msi2b, whose product is annotated as musashi RNA-binding protein 2b. The coding region runs from base 106 to 1329 and encodes 407 amino acids. The transcript has 15 exons. The record is from RefSeq and is a predicted model, not a curated record. Gene Ontology annotation, molecular function: RNA binding. Lineage: Eukaryota; Metazoa; Chordata; Actinopteri; Atheriniformes; Melanotaeniidae. Gene Ontology annotation, cellular component: cytoplasm.
UCCCGGCUCAGUAAUAUUCUCAUAGCGGGGCUUUGCAUAUCUCCUGCCCUAUCUGUGUGUGUCUGUCACUGUUACUGUAGUCCCAGCCUAUAGUUUGGAAUAGAUAUGGAAGGAGACGGGAGUCAAGCCACAUCCGGAAGCCUAAAUGAUUCACAACAUGACCCGGGUAAAAUGUUUAUCGGUGGCCUCAGCUGGCAGACCUCACCAGACAGCCUUAGAGACUAUUUUAGUAAAUUCGGAGAAAUAAGAGAAUGUAUGGUGAUGAGAGACCCCACGACAAAACGCUCAAGAGGAUUUGGAUUUGUUACGUUUACAGAUGCUGCCAGUGUAGAUAAAGUCUUAGCUCAACAGCACCACGAAUUAGACUCAAAGACGAUUGAUCCUAAGGUUGCCUUUCCCCGACGCGCCCAGCCUAAGAUGGUCACAAGAACAAAGAAAAUAUUUGUGGGUGGCUUGUCGGCAAAUACAGUAGUGGAAGAUGUGAAGCAGUAUUUUGAACAGUUUGGGAAGGUUGACGACGCCAUGCUUAUGUUUGAUAAGACUACUAACAGACAUAGAGGAUUUGGUUUCAUAACUUUUGAGAGUGAAGACAUCGUAGAGAAAGUCUGUGAAAUUCAUUUUCAUGAAAUCAAUAACAAAAUGGUAGAAUGUAAGAAGGCCCAGCCCAAGGAGGUGAUGUUCCCACCAGGUACUCGAGGGCGAGCCAGGGGUCUGCCCUACACCAUGGAUGCCUUCAUGCUGGGGAUGGGCAUGUUGAGUUACCCUAAUAUUGUGGCAACGUAUGGCCGUGGAUACACUGGAUUCGCACCCAGCUACAGCUACCAGUUCCCUGGCUUUCCAGCGACAGCAUAUGGACCGGUGGCGGCAGCGGCAGUAGCAGCAGCGCGUGGCUCAGGUAGGGGGGCCCGUGGAAGAGGCGGCUACUUGGCGUACCCACAGAGCACAGGGCCAGGCCUCCCCGAUUAUGGGUUUUACUCUACGCCCAGUGACCAGAGGGGGGGGCCCUGCUCCUUUGCUGACUAUGGCUCCCUGGGGCCCCAAGCGGCUCAGAUGCUGCACAGUGAGCAUGCCACCUCCGCCUGCAACUCCCCCCUACAGCACCUACACAGCCCGGAUCAAUUUAAGAACCCAGGCGGCAACCCUUCAAGGCCCGGAGGUUUCCCUGGUGCUAACAGUCCAGGGCCUGUGGCUGACCUGUAUGGACCUAGCAGCCAGGACUCAGCUGUGGGCAACUACAUCAGUGCUGCUAGCCCUCAGCCUGGCUCUGGGUUUGGCCCCAGCAUUACAGGCCCGUUGAUUGCGACAGCUUUUACAAAUGGAUACCAUUGAACAGGUGGCCGGUUGCCAUCUCAUCAGAGCAGAGUAUAUCUGGUGGCCCAGGACAGACAGGACGAAGUUUCUAAUUGGCUUUGUGUGCAGGUGAUGCUAAUCCAACUUCAAGCACUACAGCGUCACCCUGGCAAAAUGGACGAAAGUCGGAACCAUAUGAAGAAGAAAAGAAAACGUUAGUCAUCUCAGAAAAAAAUAACUGCUGUACUAUAAUCCAAACCUUCUAUAACUUUACAACCUGGUUUGGUCUGAUGUUUCACGUCCAGCUCAUUCACCGAUUUCCUUCCUCUGUUAGCUUUUCUUUUGACUUUCAGUGUCAUUUUUAGUUUAACUUUGAUUUUUGUCUCGAUUAAUUUUAUUUUCUAGUAGUGUUGUGUAAAUGGAUUUUUCUUUUUUUCAUUUUUCUUAUUUUUGUUUUUUCUCUCUGUCUUAUUUUUCUUGUUUUUUCUGUUUGUUUUUUUUUGUUUGUUUGUUUUUUUAAGUACGUGGGUGGGGGGGUCACAGCCAAGAAUAUCUGCAAGUCAUGUCUUCAUCUUCGUAUUGGUUAGUGUAAAGGAGAAAAAAGACUGGGAUGAUUCCAUUCAGUCCUCCUGCAAAAAAAGAAGCUCUUGGAGAAAAAAAAAAAAAACAUUUAAAAGAAGGUAUCUAAGUAAUAAAUUUUAGUAGCCGUUUUAUUUCUUGUGAUGUCUCAUUGUAAACCAUAAUUACCUAUUUUUGGGCAAUACAAAGAGGACUCCAAUAUUUUUAUGGUCCUUUUUUAUAAGUGUUGUUUUUGUUGUUUAGAAAUAUAUAUAUAUGCUAUAACAAAUUUCAUAUAACUACAUUGUGAACUCAAACUUGAGAAAAAGAAAUGUAGCUGUACAUAUUAUUCCAAUCACUGCAUAUAACCGACUCAGUGAGAGAAUAGCAUAUUUUUGUGAUGGUGUGUCAAAAGAACAUGUUAUAGCGUGUGAAUAGAAGAAAAAGCUGUAAACAGUUAUUAUUCUUUUUUUUUCUCUUCUUCUUUUUCUUUUUUUUCUGCUGGACGACGAUGUAACAAGCCCACACACAAACAGAAACACACUCGCUCUGUAAAUACUGAAGCUGAAUAAUUUUACAAGUGUCAUACCAGCAAAUUUACAACCGGUGAGUUAAGUCAACACAGUUUUGAGAAAUAGUAAUUAUAAUGAUGAUUUAAAAAAAAGAAAAAAAAAACUGAUUGGUAUCUUUUGUCUAACUGUUAUGAUAUCAGUAUCAUUUCAAAGAGAAAGAAAAAAAAAGAUGAUUUAAUCCAAAGCACACUGUACGUAGACGUGAAGAUAAGAACUUGAACCAGGCAUUUUCCAGUGCUCUGUGCAUCCUGACACUUUUAUACUCUUGAGAGGAACUUGUUAGCUGUGUGUUGUUUGUUUCAUCCUGCUUGUUCCUGAUUCACUUCAUGGAACACGAUAACCUGGGCUCUGUGCUAGAGCCUUUAUACUGCUUGUUCUAUGAAUCAGUUCUUUUUGAAUGAAAUUAGGAAAGUAAACAUUUUGAUACCAUACCUCAGCCUUUAUGAGUUCUAUCGUGGAGUCAUUGGCAGGUUUAAUUUAUUCUAGUGGCAAAAAUAAAUGAAAACACUGAAAGGUAAUUAAGUGAGUAAUCAUUGCACUGUGAGUUUGUAAAGUACAGGCCAUUCUCCUGUUUGCACAUGUGUAUGUUGGCUUUUUAAAGAAAAAAAAAAAAGGCUCUGUGCUUUGGGAGAGCAUGAAGGAUUUUGGGGUUAAUGUAUUUUCAACUAGACAAACAUCUCAGUUUUCUGAGGUGAGUUACCAGCUUGGGAAAUAGUAACUGAUAUGUUGCAGUGUACACUUGGAUUUCUUUAUAUAUUAGACCCAUGUCUCAUCUGAGGAUAUUUAUACAGGGUCAAAAGAUGACACUGAAUUAUUCACUAUCUGUUCCUGCACCUGUUUUUACACGGUAUGUGUGGUUAAAGGUUUUACUCCAGACAGUGAUUUAUUAAUAAUAACAAUGACGAUAAUAAUAAUAAUAUGCUCCAGAGUGUAGUCUGGCUUUUAACUUCAUUGAUGCCGUUGCAGAUGUAUGUGUUGUUUUUUAUUUUUAUUUUACGCACUUGUUGUCUCAUUUCUUUUUUUCUUCCCCCAAACAACCAGGUAAAGAAAUAUGCUGGAUACUUCAAAAGUAAAUGGAGGUGUGAUCAAGUAAUAAUUUAAAUAUAUAAAAAAUAAAAAAAAACUAUGUAAUGUUCAAAUGUAAAAGAAAAUAAGAAAUACAAAACUAUAAAAAAAAAGAAAGAUGCUUCUUUGCUGAUUUCAAGUUUAAUCAGAGUUUUAUUGAGACUUUGUGGUUUAUAUAUUAAUAAUUGUAAUAUACUAUUAAAAUGUACUGUGCAUCCAUUACGUUCUCUCUUUCCAUCCCCCAUCCGCAGAGAUCCCGCUCUCUUUUGUUGAUCAUCCAUGUAUUUCAUUAGUGUGUAAAGAAAUCACAGUUAACUUGUAAACAGAGUGCUGUCUUUGAUACCAGUGUAGUGCUCUUUGUUGUUCUCCCUUGCUCUACCUCUCCUUUCUCUCAUAUUUAUCCCUCCCCUUCUUGCGCUCGUUUUCUAUCUCCUGUAAUUACAAAGUAGAUGUUAUAUAGGACUCAUUAAUAUAAUACUUGUAGUGAAUAGUGGAUUUAGGACCAGUCAAGAUAGAUCUUUCUCUCAAUGAUCAUGUUCUGAUAUUUGCAGACAAUUAUUUUGUUUGAGGUUCAUUGUAAUUUAUUCCCUGUAUGUUUUUUUUUUCUUUCUUUCUUUCUUUAUUUGGUUUUGCCACUCUAACAUGGUUUCAGCUAACCAAAGCUCUCAUGAAUGAACAAUGGAGAAAUAGUUGCUGUAAGAUGGAAUUGUACACAAGGCAUUAUUUGGAUCCCCACCCUUGAAUGUUUUUAAAGGGGUGUGCCAUACUACCUUAAAUGCUAACGCUAGAUAUGCAAAACUUUUGUUUUGGAUUUUUUUUUUAAAGAGGGACACAAGCUAAAAUAAUGGAAACAGAUUUUAUGUUAAAAAAAAUUAAAUAAACAAAUUCUAAAUAUUUUUUAAACAUACCAGUGAUUACCACAAUAUUAAUGAAAUCAAAAGUCACACAGCUUUCUUCAGCGCUUCCUCCUAUUAAUGUUUGUUUGGGAAAUAUUCCAGCCUGCAGCAUGGUUAUCAUCAGAUAUACCUUCUGAUCUCUUGAUGUUAAAAAACAUAAUAUAAUUCCAAUAAUUUUAGAUUCUGGAAGAUGAGUUCUGGUUUGAUCUGUUGUCAAUGUUGCUUACAUUACAGAGGUGUUAUUGCAUAAACAUACAGAAAUUUAAUUCAGUAAAUAUUGGCAUGUAUAAUGACUGGUUAAUACAGUAGAUGGUUAAAUGAUUAUUUUGAAUCAGACUAGCACCCUGAAUCAGCAGUUCAUCCCUGGGAUUAAAAAAUAUUACGAAACCUGAAAGUCAAAACCACAAAAUACGUCACAAUUUAACUGUUAGAUUUAAACAGACAGCAAACGCAACCCAAUUAUAAAGCUGCUUUGAUUUCAUAUUGAGCAUAAUCAACAUUUUAUAGCAUUUAUUCAGUUUACUCCACCUCACUGGUUCUAGAAAUAAAGUGCUGUUCCAUUACUGUUUAAUAAAAGAACAUUAAUCUACUCAUUCUUCUUGACCAUUACAAUCUCAUAAUACAUAGAAAAAAAUUAGGGUGUACAAAAGUACACAAAGCCUUUGUCAGGGACGAUAAAAGGCAAAUUAUUGUCAAAUUAAUUUAGCAAGCACACAGAGUUUUGCAUUUAAUAACAGACAAAGAUCAAUUUAUUCAAGCAUUCAGUGUCGACAUGUUAAAGUUGGAGAAUAAUCAACCUUUAAAGGGGAUUAAUGACAUUCAAGAGAAAUACAAUAUUUAUAGAAACAAAUGUAUUUACACAUGCUUGUGUAUGACAGAUUUCUCAUUAAUAAAACAUUUAUGAACAUCGGAGAAGUCAAUCAUUCAAAUAUACUAAUCUAUGUCAACUUUUAUUCUGACAAGUUUAAAUAAAGUGUCCCAUUUGUUUAUUUGCAGCACUACAUAUUUAACUGUUUUUUUUAUGAAUAAGAAGCUCAAACAUUACAAAAAUGACCCUAAAAGCUGCUCAGAAGCCCCAGUCAUUUAGUUUUGUUGCCAUUACUUAAAAUAUCUAUCAUCUUUUCCCACUUUGUGGUUGUUAGUGGAUUAUAUUUAGCAUGUUUUCCUUUAAAGAAGGAAAAUAAAAAAGCUUGAAAUGACUAAUUAUCCCUCAUGCAAUAAACAAAAUUGACUCCUCUAUUGUUUUGUGAUACUGUAGCUUGGACUUUAAGGUAGCAUGGCUCUGUUGCUGUAAUUUCAUUUUGUCUCAAACUGACAGCAGUUUACAGCUGAUGAAUGUUACACAUCUUAGUAGACUAGCUUAUCCAUUUGGGGAAGAGGGGAGGGGUCUUGGUUUAGAAAAAAAAAAUAAUAAUCAACAAAGAAAAAAAGUCAACCUGGAAGUUGUUGACAUUUGUAGUGUACUACCGUAUCCAUUUAAACUUGAAUCUCGAGGCAAGUGCUAGGCAAUGGCCAAACGAUAUAUCCCAUUUGUUCUGGGAAAAUCCCACCCUGAAACCACACACUUCUGGUAUUUCUGUCAUCUUGGACUUGAGUGUGUUUUCUCAAUAUGAACCAUCUCCCAAAAACAGGGAGAUCAGACAAAGACUUUUUUAGGCUCUACUCUAGUUCCACUAAUUUAGACUGACUUUGAAGGCUCAUUGAAUGUUUUUGAGCAUUUCCAUCCAAAAGAGGCUUAUUCAUAGUGGUGCUAAUGGUUUUAAAUCAGACAAUGUGCCCUUAUCUCUGAGAGAUAGUGGAUACAGUCACAGUGACCGCAAAGUUAGUCUCCCAGGCCACAAAGUGACUCAUUAACAUUACUAUUUAUAGUUUUGGCUCUCUUGUUACAGGAUGAAUGAUCAGUUCUGUUCACAUAUCUGGUUACAUAAUAAAGAUCAGUUCAUGUUAACAAAUGUAGGCUGAACUCCUGAAGGUGACAGAAAUAGCAGGAGUUCACCUGUGGGGUCAUGUUUUAGGGGGAAUUUCCUCUUCAGUCCAAACCAUUUCCAUCCCACUCAUACUCAUUACUAAAUAUAUAUACAUGUACAAUUGCAAUAUAUAUGUAUAUGUGUGUAUAUGAAUAUAUAUUUGCAAUUUUCACACAUUUGACCUUGUCUGAAUAAUAUUAGACUGGAGACCUCAGCUGUAUACAGAAUUUUCCUCACAAAACGACACCAGGUUCAUGUAGUCCGAUCGUCAUCAUUAGCUUACAACGUGAAAGUUCACCCCUGGCGUGUUGUCGAGUUUGGAGCAGACCACAUGGCCAAGAGGGGAGCCUGGAAGCUCUUCAGACUGCAUGGACGGCAGUGUGAGGCUCUGCUGUGCUUCCAUGUUUCUGCAGGCUGAGCACAGAGCACUCUUCACUGCUGUCUGCCCAUUCCUAACACUUGCCCCUGUUUUUUUAUGUUAACCGACUUUUUAUGGCGAGAGACAGACAGACUUGACUGACAUCUGAAAGCAUCUUUCAGGUUAUCAUAUGGCUUGCUUAAGCCCUAUUGUAAAAUAUACUAAAAUAAUAAUGGUAAUAAUAAUGGAUGGGGGUCUCUCACAUAUCAAAUGUGGAAAGUCUAAUUUUAUAUUUGUAUUUUCAAAUAAUAAUAUUGACAAAAAAAAUGUCUGUGAAAGGUUUCCAUCCUCUACUGUGGUCCAGAAAUUGAUGUGUCUGUCUGGAAAAUAAAUAAAAUAAACUGAAUUGUUAUAUUA